Molecule: messenger RNA, 2521 nt
Organism: Zingiber officinale
Lineage: Eukaryota; Viridiplantae; Streptophyta; Magnoliopsida; Zingiberales; Zingiberaceae
Exons: 4
Coding region: 159-2336 (725 amino acids)
Source: RefSeq, a predicted model, not a curated record
GAAAAAGAAAACACGAUCCGCCCUCCAACGUUCAUCUGAACGUUUACUCUCUCUCUCCCCUCUUAACAUCCCACACAUGCCUUUUCCAUUCUGUGAGCCGCAAAAACCGAAACCCUUCCUUUCGGCAUUUCCUCGAGCAGUUUGGUGUGGCUCACUCCAUGGCGUCCCUCACGCCGGGCGUCCUCCUCAAGCUGCUGCAGUCCAUGAACACUGACGCCAGGAUCGCCGGCGAGCACCGUUCCGCCCUGCUCCAGGUCACCGGCAUCGUUCCUGCCCUCUCAGCCUCCACCGCCGAUGACUUGUGGCCCUCCCACGGCUUCUACCUCCAACUCUCUGACUCCGCCAACUCCACCUACGUUACCCUUUCUGAUGUCGAGGCAGAUGCCAUCCUUUCCAGCCGCCCCCAGAUCGGCCAGCUUGUCCACGUCGAUCGCCUACAGUUCGCCCACCCUGUUCCCCGCGCCGUCGGCCUCCGUCCUGUCCCCGGUGCUCGAGUCCACCUAAUUGUCGGCUCCCCUGAACCCCUCGUCGCUCGCUCCUCCCCGGACCAGCGGAGCUUUGUCAUCCAGCCCGCCUCAGCCGCUGAGGCUGGACCUCCCCUUGUCUCCUCUUCCUCCUUCAGAUCCAAUUCCCUCCUCCACGACAAAGAUAGAAGAACCAUCUUUGCCGCCAGGGAGAACGUCAUCAAGAACCAUGUCGAUUCGGCCGGAAAGCCACGGAGAUUCACGUCUCCCGCUUCAGCAAAAUUGUCCUCCAGGAAAGUUUCUCUCGGUGACGUCAAUAGCUCAGGGGAUUUGGCACGCGAUCCGUCUCCAGCCUCAAAAACAACCUCUCGGGCGUCGUCACCUGCAGUGCAAGUAAGGUCAGGCGCGAGGGCCUCGUCCCCUGUUCCCUCCAAGUGCGAAGUGCCCAGUCUGGUUGCAGCGAAAGACGAGAACCGGAGAAUAGCAAGGGAGCCUGCCAUCAUCGUGCCGUCUAGAUACCGGCAACCAUCUCCUAUUGCGAGGAAAGCUUCUGGAUCGCCAAUGGGUAGAAGGGCCUCCAUUUCUCCUGCACGGAGGCUCUCAGGAGGGUUCAAAAUGACCUCGCCUGCAGCUGGGGAGGCUGGGGGGAAGAAGAAAACAGGAUUGGUCGUUGGGGGCUUUGCAAAAGUGUCCGAUGCAGCCUCAGGUUCCCUGAAAUCCAUCAGGAAGAGCUGGGACGAUUCAUUGCCUAAUGUGGUCGGAGUUUCCGAGUCCAAAGAUAAAGGAGGGUCAAAGAGCAAGGCAGACAAACAAUCCAUUUUGACAACUCAGGUUGCUGUGUCACAAAGGAGGAGCAAUGUAGGAAGAAUGCAAACAAAUGAUGAGAACACAACGUUCAGUGAAAAGCGAAGGACGAAUAACAGGGUUUAUUCAUCCUGCGAAUCCGAUAAAUCCAACAUGAUUCCUAAAAUUACCGUUCAUGACAGGAAGUGGACUGAUGGCAGUAUCCUAUUUGAUUCUGUGUCUGAAAACCUUGCAAGGCUAGGAAAGGAGGCAUUUCAAAGAAGAAACAUUGCUGCAGUAGCUGCAGCUGAGGCAAUUGAAGAGGCUUUGGCUACAGAAUCUGUUAUUAGGAUCUUAAGCAUGUUUUCUGACCUCUGUUCAUCAUCAAAUGCUAGCAACCCUGUUCCAAUGAUUGAUAGAUUUCUACCAUUGUACAACGAUGUUUUAAGGUGGACUGCUGUUGCUGAGUCUCUGUAUGCCAAUCGCAAUUCUGAAGGGCAGAGGGAUGCUGUACCAACUGAGCAUAGCAGUUUGGCAACUCUCUGGGUUGAAGCAGCAUUAGCCACAGAUAUUCAAGUUCUCCAUUUAGUAAGUGAAGAGGCUGAGAACCUAUCAAAGAGAAAGGCUUCUGAAAGACUUACAAUCCCACAAUUGGAUUCUUCAAAAACAUUUUUGUUGAAAAGGCAAUCAGUUGGCGUUCCUUCUAGGAACAACCACUUGAAAUGUUUGCUUACUCCCUCAACAAACACUUGGAGCAGAGGUCAUGAGUUGAGUGAAACAUUGGAGCUUGCUAAAACUCUCAAAAGGGAAAUGCAACUUUGGUUUCUGAAGUCUGUAGAGGAAGCAAUGGAUGUGGGCUUCCGAUUAUUUGGAGAGAAAAUAGACAUGGAUGAGGAGGUCAAUCGCAAGGAGAAAGUUACAGCAGUUCUCUCACAAUUGAAGAGGAUCAAUGAUUGGUUGGAUGCGGUGGUGAGGACACCGGAGAUUGAUACAUUGAAGGAAAAGAUUGAGCAAUUGAAGCGAAAGAUAUAUGGGUUUGUGAUCACUCAUGUUGGCACUGCAUUUGAUAACUCCGUUAUUCUCUCUUAGCCUAGCAUAUUGGAUUCAUCUUUGUUUCAAAUUGUGGAUGUCUUAUCCUCAUUUGUGGUAUCAAAAGUUUCUAAAAAGAUGUGACUAUCCACUUAAUGUUUUAGAUAACACUUGUAACUUUUUCGUGAUAUAUGUUUUAGUAUUGUUCUACUAGAUUUUGCGGUCAAUUUUAAAUGAGUGUAAUA